AGCCGGAGAGUUCUCGUAAUUCCUUCGCCAUAGUCGGGACCGAGCCUCCUACAAAAUAUCAGUUGACGAAGAAAGGAUUGGCACAUUGUCUGAAAGAGAUGGCCGAUGAAGAUGCUAACCCGUUCGCAAGCCCUUCUGAGGUGAAUCCGUUUGCUGAUCCUUCUGUGAAGUCAGCGACCGGAGGACCUUCAAAAAAUCUAGGUGAUUACAACCCAUUUGCUGAGCAAGCUUCCAGACCACAAACAACCACAGCCCAAACUCCGCCGGCUUCAACAGCAGCCUACAUACAGCCUGCAACAAUUGAACCUACUAAAGCUGAGGCACCUCCAUCUUAUACUCCCUAUUCUAUACAGAGUCAAAGUGAUCAAGAGGCCAUUCGACGUCGACAGGAGGAACUAGAAAGGAAAGAUGCUGAGCUAACAAAAAAAGAAAACGAGUUAAGGGUGCUGCAACAGCAAGUGAUUCGAGAGAACAAUUUUCCACCUCUACCAAAGAAGUUUUGCCCAAAUCCAUGUUUCUAUCACGAUAUUAGUGUUGACAUACCAAUUGAAUUCCAAAAGACCUGCAGAAUGGUCUUCUAUGUGUGGCAAUUAUAUAGCUUCGCGCUGCUAUACAAUUGCAUUUGCUCACUGGCUUUACUGAUUGUUGGUGGAGACAAUGGAGCUGAAACAUUUGGCGUUUCACUGCUGUAUUUAGUCCUCUUUGUGCCUUGUUCUUUUAUUUUCUGGUAUAGAGCGCUCUACAAGGCAUUCAAGAAUGACAGCUCAUUCAACUACAUGCUAUUUUUCUUUGUGUUCUUCUUCCAAAUUCUAUGUUCAAUUCUCUAUGCUCUUGGUAUACCUGCAUUUGGCACAUGUGGAUGGAUUAAUGCUGGCAAGACUUUUGACAAGUCUAACAAGGGAAUUGCAGCCAUGAUGUUUGUUAGUGGGGCACUGUUUACUGUUCUAGCCAUCUUGAAAAUCAUUCUUCUGAAGAAAAUCCACAGCAUCUAUCGAACAACAGGAGCAAGUUUAGAGAAAGCACAGGGUGAAUUUGCCCGUGGUGUUAUGACUAACAAAGAUGUGCAGAAUGCAGCUGCGGAAGCGGCCAAGACUGGCAUUCAGGCACAAGCAGCCAGAUACUAGACGGUCCGCCUUCAGAAUGACUCGAGACGAACAUCAUUAUUAGCAUUAAGAUUGACUUAAAGGAAAUACACCCAUAAGCAAUCAAUGUUCUGAACAUAUGAACAGAAAGCUUAUAUGUGUUUAGUUAGCUUUGGCCACAUUUCAAUGGGUUCUGGUUGAGUAUUUGAUAAUUGAUUGGUUCUUUGAGAGGUUAUUUGAUAAUUGAUUACUUGUUCAUUGUUAAAUAUUUAAAUAAUUUUGUACUUUAAAGAUGCUGCUAUAGCAGAACCUUGUGUUUGUUGCAUUAAGAAAAACCAAAUUGUAGUUUUUGCUGCAGGAAUUUUUCAAAAUAUUCACCAAGGUUUCAAUUUAGGCCUGUUGUUGCCCCACCCUAUUGUAAAUUAAGUAACAUGUCACAUUAUGGGUGGAUUUCUUACUACACGCCAGCUAUGAUUUUGCAUUCUGUGUUUGCCUAGGUAGAUGAUUUAUGUCAUUUCGAAAAAAUUUGAAGAAAAACUUG
This is a messenger RNA of Rhopilema esculentum, 1623 nucleotides long. Its product is annotated as secretory carrier-associated membrane protein 1. Gene Ontology annotation, cellular component: recycling endosome membrane; trans-Golgi network membrane. Lineage: Eukaryota; Metazoa; Cnidaria; Scyphozoa; Rhizostomeae; Rhizostomatidae. Gene Ontology annotation, biological process: protein transport. The record is from RefSeq and is a predicted model, not a curated record.